CCGGGAGCCGUGAGGGGCUGAGAGGCGGCGGGACCGCCGCCGGGAGCGGGACCGCCACCGGCAGCGGCUCCUUCGUCCCUCCCUCCAUGGGGCCGGGGGCGGCCCUGCCCCGCCCCGCCGCCGCCGUCGUGAAGUGACAGCGCGCUGCGAGGCCAAGGCGCUGCUGCCGGCCCGGCACGGGGCGGGGGGGGGGAGGGGGGUGUCCGGUGAGUGAGGCGGCGGCGGCGGCCCGGGCUCGCCCCCGCCGCCGCCCGGGGGUCUCAGCGUGAAGGGGCCGGAGCGGAGCGGCCGCGCCAUGAACUACCAGCAGCAGCUGGCCAACUCGGCAGCCAUCCGGGCCGAGAUCCAGCGCUUCGAGUCGGUGCACCCCAACAUCUACUCCAUCUACGAGCUGCUGGAGCGGGUGGAGGAGCCCGUGCUGCAGAACCAGAUCCGCGAGCAUGUCAUCGCCAUCGAAGAUGCCUUUGUAAACAGCCAGGAAUGGACACUGAGCCGAUCUGUACCCGAGCUGAAAGUGGGGAUCGUGGGUAACCUGGCGAGUGGGAAGUCAGCGCUGGUGCACCGCUACCUGACCGGCACCUACGUCCAGGAGGAGUCACCUGAAGAUAUGGAUGCAGGUGGGAGAUUCAAGAAGGAGAUAGUGGUUGAUGGACAGAGCUACCUGCUGCUGAUCAGAGAUGAAGGAGGCCCUCCAGAGGCACAGUUUGCCAUGUGGGUGGAUGCUGUUAUCUUUGUGUUCAGCUUGGAGGAUGAAGUCAGCUUCCAGACUGUGUACCACUACUACAGCCGGAUGGCCAGCUAUCGCAACACUAGUGAAAUCCCCAUGGUCCUGGUGGGCACCCAGGAUGCCAUCAGCUCCACCAACCCCCGCGUCAUCGACGACGCCAGAGCCAGGAAGUUGUCCAAUGACCUCAAGAGAUGCACUUACUACGAGACCUGUGCGACCUACGGGCUCAACGUGGAGAGAGUCUUCCAUGACGUUGCCCAGAAGAUCGUUUCCACCAAGAAGAAGCAGCAGCUCUCAAUCGGACCCUGCAAAUCUCUACCCAACUCUCCGAGCCACUCCUCCGUGUGUUCUGCCCAGGUUUCUGCUGUACAUAUCAGCCAGACCAGUAAUGGAGGAGGGAGUUUAAGUGAUUAUUCCUCCUCUGUCCCAUCAACUCCAAGCACCAGCCAGAAGGAGCUGCGGAUUGAUGUUCCUCCCACUGCCAACACACCAACUCCUGUCCGCAAACAGUCCAAGCGCCGAUCCAACCUCUUCACGUCUCGGAAAGGGAGUGACCCAGACAAAGAGAAGAAGGUCCUGGAGAGCAGAACAGACAGCAUUGGAAGCGGCCGUGCAAUCCCAAUUAAACAGGGGAUGCUGCUAAAGCGGAGUGGCAAGUCCCUGAACAAGGAGUGGAAGAAGAAGUACGUGACACUGUGUGACAACGGCGUGCUGACCUACCAUCCCAGCCUGCACGAUUACAUGCAGAACGUUCACGGGAAAGAGAUCGACUUGCUGAGAACCACUGUGAAGGUCCCUGGGAAGAGGCCACCCCGAGCCACAUCAGCCUGUGCCCCCAUCUCCAGCCCCAAAACCAACGGCCUCUCCAAAGACAUGAGCAGUUUACACAUCUCGCCAAAUUCAGGGAACGUGACUGCUAGCACAUCUGUGUCUCAGAUGGCCAGUGGGAUCAGUCUGGUGUCCUUCAACAGCCGCCCGGACGGUUUGCACCAGCGCUCCUACUCGGUCUCCAGUGCAGAUCAGUGGAGCGAGGCCACAGUCAUUGCCAACUCUGGCAUUAGCAGUGACACGGGCCUGGGAGAUUCAGUGUGCUCCAGCCCCAGCAUAUCCAGUACCACCAGCCCCAAACUGGACCCCCCUCCUUCCCCCCACGCCAACAGAAAGAAGCACCGCCGGAAGAAAAGCACCAGCAACUUCAAAGCUGAUGGCAUCUCGGGCACGGCCGAGGCCAAACGCAAAGCUUGGAAACUAAACCGUGUUGGUAGCCUGCGAAAUAUUUACAGCAGCAGCAGCACCAACACCGAAGAACAAGAAGAAAACUUUGAAUUUAUCAUCGUUUCUCUCACGGGCCAGACUUGGCACUUUGAAGCAACCACCUACGAAGAGAGGGACGCGUGGGUCCAAGCCAUAGAGAGCCAGAUCCUGGCCAGUUUACAGUCCUGUGAGAGCAGCAAGAACAAGUCGCGCCUGACGAGUCAGAACGAGGCCAUGGCGCUGCAGUCCAUCAGGAACAUCCGAGGCAAUUCCCACUGCGUGGACUGCGAGGCACAGAACCCCGACUGGGCCAGCCUGAACCUGGGAGCCCUCAUCUGCAUCGAAUGCUCAGGUAUCCACCGCAACCUCGGCACGCACCUGUCCCGGGUGCGCUCCCUGGACCUGGACGAUUGGCCCAUCGAGCUCAUCAAGGUGAUGUCAGCCAUUGGCAACGAGCUGGCCAACAGUGUGUGGGAGGAGAACAGCCAAGGCCACGUGAAGCCUUCCUCGGACUCCACCAGGGAAGAGAAAGAGCUCUGGAUACGCGCCAAGUACGAGCAGAAGCUCUUCCUCGCCCCACUGCAGUGCCUGGAGCUCUCUCUGGGCCAGCAUCUCCUGAGGGCCACGGCCGAGGAGGACUUGCGGACGGUGAUCCUGCUGCUGGCCCACGGCACGCGGGAGGAGGUGAACGAGACCUGCGGGGACGGGGACGGGCGCACCGCCCUGCACCUGGCCUGCCGCAAGGGGAACGUGGUGCUGGUGCAGCUCCUCAUCUGGUACGGCGUGGACGUGAUGGCGCGCGACGCCCACGGGAACACGGCGCUGGCCUACGCCCGCCAGGCCUCCAGCCAGGAGUGCGUCGACGUGCUGCUGCAGUACGGCUGCCCCGACGAGCGCUUCGCCCUCAUGGCCACCCCAAACCUGUCCAGGAAGAACAACAACCGCAACAACAGCGGCGGGAGGAUGCCCACCAUCAUCUGAGGGGAGCUCGCUCGCGCGUUCGCUGACCCUGGUCACGUCCGCGGCCUCACAUUCCUCCAUCCCCAUCGCAGCUCCGCUCUGUGAGUCCGGUACGUCUCCUUCUCCCUUUUCCCUUCGGUCCAUCCCGAGCGCCAGGCGGGACGUGGAGGAGCGCGGGGGCCGAGAGGAGCGCGGGGGCCGCGGGCAGGCCGUCGUUUCAGCGCCCGCCGCGGGGGCCGCGCCGGACAGCCGGCACCGCCCGGGGACACGCGGCACCGCCGGGGACAGGCGGGGGGAGAGGCGAGCCGGAGCAGAAGGAAGGAAGGAAGGAGAGACGGUGACUUUCCCUAAGUGACAGUGAAGCACAUCAGAACAUUUCACCUCUACGGAACGCGGCGACGCCUGGAUUUCCAUUCUCUUCUCCUGAAGAGCUUGACGGCAUAAAUCAGAAGCAAGCACAGAGUUUGUCAGGUUUGAAGCUCCUAUGAUGGUAUGUGUCAAAUCAGUUGUAGCUAAUCUGUCCGGGGAGAAUACUGGCUUCAUUACACUUGUAUAGUUGAGUUCUUCCAGCAUUACUGCUGUUUAAUAGAACAUGAUUAGUCAUCACGGAGAAAAAAGCAUAUUAGCUGAGGAGGUAGUUACAUGGCACGCUUCGGUGAUUGCUUGGAUGUGAUUGCAAUAUUCUUAGAAGCAUCAUAUUAUCUCAGACAUGUUCUUUCGAGCCCUUGGAGCCCUCCUUUCUAAAUUCACUGUCAUAAUUUAGUAUCUGUUUAAUUUUUCAGUCCAAAGAGAGGAAAUGAGUUGCUGAGUGUUAUUUGACUGCAGUCUCCUUGGUGUAAAAACAAAAUGGAAAAAAUAAAUAAGAGUAAGCCUGAAACACAAAAAGGAAUAAUGAAUACCACUAUGGAAAACAACAUUUCAAGUACGUUUGGUGAAAUUAAUAAAUGCAUUAAAGGCUAAUUUUUUUUUUUUUUGUUACGUUUUCAGCCAGCAGAAAUAGGUUCUGUCAUUUUGCCAAGGUAAAUUGUGUUGAGUUUUUGGUCACUCCUGUGAUGCAUUGCCUAACUUAUACAGAUUUUUGUAUUGUGUCUCUAGAUUCUAUGUAUUUAAAAUCUAUUUGAAUAAAAAAAAGACCGUAAAUAUA
This is a messenger RNA of Vidua macroura (Pin-tailed whydah), 4085 nucleotides long. It is a transcript of the gene AGAP1, whose product is annotated as ArfGAP with GTPase domain, ankyrin repeat and PH domain 1. Gene Ontology annotation, molecular function: protein binding; GTP binding; GTPase activity. The record is from RefSeq and is a predicted model, not a curated record. The transcript has 20 exons. Bases 296 to 2962 code for a protein of 888 amino acids. Gene Ontology annotation, cellular component: nucleus. Lineage: Eukaryota; Metazoa; Chordata; Aves; Passeriformes; Viduidae.